CAUGAAAGACGUUCGAAUUGGAAUUUUAUGCUUUCAAGGAGCUUUCAAAGAGCACAGAUAUUCUUUUGAAAAAGCUACCCAACUCGUAGAUAAAGACAUUGAACUGAAAGUAGAAGAAGUCAGAAAACCUUCACAUUUAAAUGGUUUGGAUGGCUUGGUCAUACCUGGAGGAGAGAGUACGACAAUGUCCAUCUUCCUCAAGAUAGGGUUAAAGAUAAGGUUAGGGUUAGCCAUAGGGGUACUGAUGACGAUAGAGAGGGUAGAAGAAGGAAUAGAAAGAAGUCAUGGCUGUAGAGAUCAUGUUAGGGCGGAAGAUUUUAUGGAAAGUUUACGGGAUUGGAUGUCUAAAAAGAAAGCAAUGUGGGGAACGUGCGCUGGAUUAAUACUACUGUCAAAUAAUGUUCUGGAUUGGAAAAAUAACAGUCAAUCACUAAUUGGCGGUUUGCACGUGACAACAGUUCGAAAUUCCUAUGGACGGCAAAAGGAUAGUUUCGAAGCCAAGUUGACAUUGGACGAGGAGCUGGGAGGGGAAUUUCCGGGAAUCUUUAUUAGAGCCCCUUCGAUAAAGAGCAUCGAUUCGGAGGAUGUUCGCGUUUUGGCAACAUUAGACAGGCAUCCCGUUUCCGUUUGUCAAAAUCAACUUCUGGCAACAUCCUUUCAUCCUGAACUAACUGAUGAUUAUCGUUUUCAUGCGUUUUUCAUAAAUAUGUGUUUGAAUACGCCAUCUAUCGGUUGA
This is a messenger RNA of Dimorphilus gyrociliatus, 736 nucleotides long. The record is from the annotation of a GenBank genome assembly. NCBI's taxonomy places the organism in Eukaryota, Metazoa, Annelida, Polychaeta, Dinophilidae.